Molecule: messenger RNA, 787 nt
Organism: Euleptes europaea (tarantolino)
Lineage: Eukaryota; Metazoa; Chordata; Lepidosauria; Squamata; Sphaerodactylidae
Gene: IGF1
Product: insulin like growth factor 1
Exons: 5
Coding region: 142-642 (166 amino acids)
Cellular component (GO): extracellular region
Molecular function (GO): growth factor activity; hormone activity
Source: RefSeq, a predicted model, not a curated record
GCCUGCGCAAUGGAAUAAAGUCCUCAAUAUUGAAAUGUGACAUUGCUCUCAACAUCUCACCUCUCUCUGGAUUUCUUUUCUUUUUUUUCCCUCAUUAUUCCUGCUAACCAAUUCAUUUCCAGAGUUUGCACUUAAGAAGCAAUGGAAAAAAUCAACAGUCUUUCAACACAAUUAUUUAAGUGCUGCUUUUGUGAUUUCUUGAAGGUGAAGAUGCACACUGUGUCCUCAGUUCAUCUCUUCUACUUUGGCCUGUGUUUGCUGACGUUAACCAGUUCCUCUGCUGCUGCUGGCCACGAGACGCUUUGUGGAGCUGAGCUGGUUGAUGCUCUUCAGUUUGUGUGUGGAGAAAGAGGUUUUUAUUUCAGUAAACCAGCAGGGUAUGGAAGCAAUCGACGUGUAAACCCCACCAAAGGAAUAGUGGAUGAAUGCUGUUUCCAGAGCUGUGACCUGAAGCGGCUGGAGAUGUACUGUGCUCCUGCCAAGCCACCAAAAUCGGCACGGUCUGUACGUGCUCAGCGCCAUACUGAUAUGCCUAAAGCACAAAAGGAAGUGCAUUUGAAGAACACAAGUAGAGGAAGCACAGGAAACAGGAACUACAGAAUCCCAAUCCCCAAAGCGCUCCGCCGGCACAAGCCCCAUUGAGGACUGGAGCCUUAAGCAAGGAGCUUGCCUGGAACAAACUUACACAAACUUACAAACUUAAACGCUUCCUUUCACUAUACAGUAAAUGAGAACAACUUUUACUUUGAGGUAUGACAGAGGGGACUAACCAAGCCCGAAGGUUUAC